Messenger RNA from Coniophora puteana RWD-64-598 SS2, 1125 nucleotides. RefSeq lists its product as uncharacterized. The transcript is spliced from 5 exons. The coding region runs from base 55 to 1125 and encodes 356 amino acids. NCBI's taxonomy places the organism in Eukaryota, Fungi, Basidiomycota, Agaricomycetes, Boletales, Coniophoraceae. The record is from RefSeq and is a predicted model, not a curated record.
GCUGAUUUCCUCUGACACUCAUUAAUCCUGCUGGGCCCCACUCUAGCGAACAAAAUGUCCGUCACAGUAUCCACCCAAGAUGCCACUACUGGGGAACGCAAAGUCCUAGGUCUCGUAUACCAGGACAGCCAUGUCCUCAUUCCCAAACCUCAAACAUAUGAGAACCUCGAACAACGCGCGCGCCAGAUAUUCAAUCUCGACUCCGAAGACGCAGGCACACAAGAGGUCUCUUUCUACGCGAUGGAUCUCGAUAUCUGUCCGGGAAAGAAGAUGAUGUUACAUCCGGACGUAUGGGUGCACGUGGGAAGUGUUAUGUGCUUGGUGCAUGUUCAAGUCGACGAGUCCCAGUCGGCCGCCGCUGAGGCUAUCAGGGAAGGAGAGAUGGAAGAGGAGGCGGUGUCGCGCGUACUGAAUGAGGAGGAUGAAGAGAUGGAUGAGGAACCCGACGAUAAAACCUCCCAGACUGAACUUCCGCCAAAGAGCGAGCCCGCCUCAUCUACAGUAAAGGCUUCGCCUGGCGCAUCGAGUCCUGCUAUGGAUGGUGAAUGGUCACGUUCGAAGCAAGAGAGCCAAUCUCGAAGAACCAUGCACGAAAGGCAAGAAGGUUCUCAGCGAGUUCAAAGCUCCAGCGCCCUUCGCACCGACGAUACGCACCUUGAUCGUCCAUUGAAAACGGGGCUUAAACGAGGGGCGGAGGCGCUCUUCGAGGAACCGCUUUCCCGAUCGCAAACCCAGUCCCAGCCGCAAACCCAGUCCUCCCGGCGCUCUCAGCCCCAGUCGCAGUCUCAGUCGCAGUCGCAGCAACUCACCCAAUCUCAAGCGGCCCAGGGGCUGUUCCCGGAAGACGAGAACAAGAAGCUCGUUAUUACCGUCACGCACCCGCCGUCGCAUCAGACCGCACCAUUCAAGGCCAAGGCUCAGACAAAGGUCGGCAAGGUCAUCGCGGGCGUAUGCAAGUCGUUCGGACUUGAUGCUACUAUGGCCCGGCUACACAUGAUCAUCCGCGCAGACGGCGACGAAGAGGCGUACUCGUUCAAGUGCAGCAGGGAGGAUACGAUGGCGGAAGCGGGCGCGAAGGACGAAGCAAGGUUCAUCAUUACUGUCCAGGGCGACCCUGACCAUUGA